AUGGAAGGACAGACAGAUGCAGAGGUGAGAAAUCAAGACCAGAUGGAUUGCGAAAGGCAACCUGCAGAGGAUGAGUGGAAGAGCUCGCAAAGAGGACAGGUUAGGAACACGCUGCACCUCGUGUCUGCGGCUGCUCAGUGGAUAUUACUGCUUGCCUGCUUGGUUUACCUUGGUAUUGAUACUCUGCAACCCUCAACGCCUUGGAGCGACAGAGUGCCGUGGACCCACAUCCGGUACACAGGUGAAAGCAUUGAAGGAGUAGCCAUGAAUCUCACUGCCGAAUUAGGCUCUAUUCAGAUCAGAAAUGGUUCCAUCAUGAUCACCUGUGAUGGCCUCUACCUAGUGUCCUUGAAGGGCUUUAUCUUUUUCCGUCACCAGGAGAAGUCACUGAAGCUGACACUGGGCAAGACGGACAGCAAGACCAGGACAGACCUCUGGGAGCAAACUGUCCAGGACAGCGGCGAAUCAGUAAAUCUAACCACAGUGCUCUACUUGUUUGCUCAAGAUAACAUCACCCUGUGGACCAGGCCCAACGCCAACAUCUCGGAUUUGUCGCUUAGCCUUGUGUUACUAAGUCCCUUCGUUUGCUCGCUGUAGAAGAUGACGUAUGGAAUGUAACACGUAACAUUAUCGCCUUUCCGACCAAUCCAUUUGCCUGUGGGAGGCUUGUUCUCACAGGCUGUACUUGUACAGGCAGACUGCUCUAGCCUCCUUCCCUGGGGCUGCGGAAAGCCUCAGCUGGAGCGCAGGUAAAUCACAGUGCAAACAGGCUUUAUAUAGUGCAUGCCGUGUUCAGCUCUUUGGAGCUCUGUGCAGCUGUUUUGCUACCUGGGGUGGAUUUUUCUAACACUGGAGAAAGGGAUGCAUGGAGCCUUUGAAGAGAACAGAAAUGAAAGCCAAAGAAAGUCACCUAAGCUUAGCUCCUGUUCAGAGAAAUCCCGGGUUUCUCUGUUUACUUGACAGUAUCUGUAUAUAGUACAAAUGCGCUGUAUAUUUGCUAAAGUAAAAGUCUGGUAAAUCAGGAAGAUACCUCAAGUGUCUUGAAGCCAUUUGGAGAAGGAGGAGAAGCCCUUUGCCUGGCAAGGCAGAAGACAGGGAAAAGGCGGCAAGGGACUUCCUUUGCAGUGAUCCAGAUAAAUGCUCUCUGACAGGUAAAGGCCAUGAAAGGAAGGUGGUAUUUUAAAAUGAGCUAACAGGACUGCACUGGACAUCAGAAACACAGGUCCUGCAGCGACUAUGAGGUUUUUAGGAGCAACUUCUAAGAGCAGAGGCCCACUGGCUGUUCCAGACAUCUGCAGACUACUGAAGCCCGAGCCAAGGGAAUAUCUGGUGGGACAUUUACAUCUUGACACCAGCUCUUGGAGGUGUUAAGUUGAAGGAGAAUCUCCUUCAAGCACACACACACGCACAGACUAGCUUAACCCAAAACAGAUAAAAAUUUGGAAAAACAUGCGGAUUUGGUGGAUUCUCUCUAAUGGACAGAGUAAAACCUGCAGGUCUGCGCAUCCUUUCCUCUGGGAGGACUCAGAUGGUUCCUGUUGAGCCUCACAGUAGACCUUGUCAUACAGGUGUGCACCAGAGAGAUUCACUGGCACAACCUCCACGAUGCACCAGUGCGGUCCCUGCCUGGCUCCGGCGACAGUCAGGCUGCUCUCAGAGAUCCUGGGCUGUGCAUCCCUCUUCUCGUUACGGCUUGUGGCUGCUGAGGGGACAAGUCCUGCCCUGCCCACGCUGCAGGCAGCACGUGACCUGAGCACAGCCAGCAGUUCUUGUAUUUUUGGUUGGAGCAGGGCAGAUUUCAAGGGCAAGUCGACUACCUGGCUCCAAUGAACUCCAGCAACAUUCCAGUAUCUCACUGCUGGCUGUACGCUCCAAAGUCUUUUGUUAAAAGUAUUUAUGUAUUUAUACUAUAGGCAUAAGAAUGUUCGGAUUUCUUAGAAACACUGGGAAGGGUUCAGACUCCAGGUUGUCAGCGCAAAGCUCCUCUUCACAGAUGCUCCCAAGGCGCUGGAGCUUUCCUGCCACAUGGGCACAGCGCUGCCACCCGCCUUGGCUCCCUGGCCAGCCUGCUCCUGGCUGAGCACUUCUGAGGGCUCAGGUGCCGAAGGCAGAUAAGAAAAUCUCCCAGGCCUUGGUGAGCUUUUCCAUAUGCUUUAUGUUGUCGUUGGUAGAGUUUAUGAACUUCCCUACCCAGGGUCAGGCCACAGCCCCAGGGGAAACCUCCGUGGCUGAAGCAAUUAUUCAUGCAGUGCCGAGAAGCAGCUUUUUUCUCAUCUCUGGGACUGAGAAGCUGUGGGCUGACCCGCAGGAUACUCCUUCAUGGCUGCAAGGGGCAUUUUUGGCUCUUACCUCUGCCUGCUCUGCCUGCCAUCGGGACCAAAAGCAGCUGUGCUCUGCCCCCAAGCUGGCCAUUGUCACACUCCCUGGUUGAGGUUGUUACCCCAACGCGGGGUCAUUUAUCCGGCAUGCAGACACCAGUGUGCCCACAGAGUAGAGGUAUUACCUAUUUAUUUCAUUUCUGCAGAGAUGGGUGCUAGGUGGGAAUCCACAAAGCUAGCGCUCUGGCCUAAAAACUCUUAGGACUAUUUAUACGGUGCAAACCACAGAAAUACACACCCUUAAUUAUAAUUAUUGCUUAGUACCUUAUCUUAACAAUUUCUAUUGGUUAGUACAGUCUCUCGCUUUCAUUUAAAGUUACAAGGUCCUUUAAUUGAUCUGCGCAUGCUCCAGCACCAUGGGGGGGUGGUCCAGUUCCAUCUCCAAUUGAGUUGGUGGCCACCAUCUCCCACUGCCACCUUUGCCUUUCCCCCAGUUAGUGCAAAUUCUUGCUGACUCUAUGCCUCAUGUAGCAGCUGUCUGGUUUUCAGCCAGAUUCGGCGCUUCCUGUGGUGGGAUGUUCCUGGUUAUCAGCCUUUGUUCUUCUUCAAGGGUAUAUUCAUUAGCAAGACAUUUAUUGUUUGUACCAAGUGUCUAGUUUCACAGGGCCUUGUGACCUUUUUACAGCUCUUUAUUCUUACUUAAUGAGAGAUUCUACCUUCUAAAAUAUAGUUUACUUUUAUUUUUUUUUUUAAAAAGUACAUUCUACCUUCUUAAAGUACAUCAAAGUGAGAAUGUGUUUCCCUUCCUAAAAGCUAAUAAAAUUUUCCU
This is a messenger RNA of Chroicocephalus ridibundus (black-headed gull), 3147 nucleotides long. It is a transcript of the gene TNFSF4, whose product is annotated as TNF superfamily member 4. The coding region runs from base 1 to 597 and encodes 198 amino acids. The record is from RefSeq and is a predicted model, not a curated record. Gene Ontology annotation, biological process: positive regulation of cytokine production; inflammatory response; positive regulation of T cell proliferation. Gene Ontology annotation, molecular function: tumor necrosis factor receptor superfamily binding; cytokine activity. The transcript is spliced from 3 exons. Lineage: Eukaryota; Metazoa; Chordata; Aves; Charadriiformes; Laridae.